This is a messenger RNA of Rhodamnia argentea, 1704 nucleotides long. RefSeq names its product plant UBX domain-containing protein 10-like. The record is from RefSeq and is a predicted model, not a curated record. The transcript is spliced from 4 exons. Bases 406 to 1575 code for a protein of 389 amino acids. Gene Ontology annotation, cellular component: endoplasmic reticulum. Gene Ontology annotation, molecular function: ubiquitin binding. Lineage: Eukaryota; Viridiplantae; Streptophyta; Magnoliopsida; Myrtales; Myrtaceae.
CCCGGCUAAUGUGGUAUUCUCUGGUGCGACUUAUGUUUCAUGCAGGUAGCAAGGUCAUCAGUAUUUUUCAGGUAGAAGGAAAGAAGGCAAGAUCAUUCCCUAGUAAUUCUCCUCUUGAUUCCCCCACAAGGAAGGAAUCAUCUUUUGGAGCUUUGCCCAAGUGAAUUCAAAAGGGGAGAAGGAGCAUCUUCAGCUUUUCCGCAAUCUUCUCGCUACUUUACUUUAAAGCGCGCGAAUCAGGAAUUGAGUCCUUUUCUGUCCCUUGUCACUGUCUCCAUUCAUCUCCCCCGUUCAAUAGCUUCCCUGAGAACCCAACUUGUUGCUAAGAUCUCUGGCGCAGUCCCAGCGGAUUACACUUCGAUCCCCGAGAUCUACUUCUAGGAACCGUGCGAUCGUUUAAGAGUUAUGUCGUCUUCGGUGAGGGAGAAUGCAAGAGCAACAAGAGAUGCCACUUACCGGGGAAUAGUCCGCCGGAUGGUCAAUCUACCUCGGGCCAUCGUCGGCGAGUUCUCUAGGGCGAUGAAUCACAGCAUGGAUUUGAUGCGAAUCGGCCACAGAAGACACCAACAUAUCCCCAUUAACUACUCGCCGCAACAUCCACAAGAGCCCGUAACUCCCCAAGAUCACGAGUGGGCAUUCUUGACAGUCUUCGAACAGCAAUACGGCUCCAUGCACCCCUUCUUCUACGCGUGCCGGUUCGCGGAAGCGCUCAAAAUUGCGGAAGCCGAUCGGAAAUUCUUGUUCCUCUACUUGCACGCGCCGGAUCACCCCCUCACGCCCUCUUUCUGUAGAGAGACUCUGUGCUUGGAGAUGGUCGUGCAGUUCCUCGACGCAAAUUUCAUUAGCUGGGGAGGACUCGCUGACAGUGGAGAGGGCUUGCAAAUGGCCACGGCGUUGCGUCCCCAGAGCUUCCCGUUCUGCGCAGUUAUCGCUCCUGCUCCUGGCGAUAGCAUUGCAGUACUACAACAGAUAGAAUGUCCGAUCUCCCCAUCGGAGCUGGUGGACAUCCUCCAGAGGACGGUGGAAGAGCAAGGGUCAGCCUUUGGCGGUGCGAGGGCAAAGCAAGAAGAAAAGAUACAAGCCGACCGACGACUGAGAGAAGAACAAGAUGCAGCGUAUUUUGCUGCUCUAGAGACAGACAAGGAGAAGGAAAGAAGGAAGUCUUCAGGAGGAGCAGGACCCAAGGCUCAUAAGCUGAAGGAAGUUCCGCGCAAGGAAGAUUACGAGAAAUUGCAGAAGAGUCCUUCCAAUCAGCAGUACGAUAAACAGAAAGAGGCUAUGGUCGCGAGCAGACAAUUGCAAAACAAGGGAAAAGCUAGUCAAGGAAUGGAUCAACAGGUGACACAGAUAUUGAUUCGCUUUCCCAACGGCGAUAGAAGAGAACACAGCUUCUUGUGCGCAGACAAGAUCCAAUCAAUCUAUAGAUAUGUCGACUCGUUAGGCCUCCCGGGCAUCGCAAAUUACAGACUGGUGUCGAGCUUUCCGAGGAAGACGUACGGUGCCGAUCAGAUGGGAAUGACCCUGAAGGACGCUGGUCUCUAUCCUAGAGCAAGCCUCUUCCUUGAGCCCCUUUAAAAUCCAAUCCGCAGUAACAUAGCUCAGUCUCUUGUACUGAUUGUUUCAUGAUGGAUAUGCAUAACAUUUGUGGCCCUGCAUUGACAAGUGAGCCAGCCCAAGCAGAUCUAUGAAAUGUCAUAUUUCACA